AUGCUUACGUCUUAUAAUAAGAUGGCAUCAUUUGAUUCACAAUCAAAGUUGAUAAUACAUUUAUUCAUCGAGUCCUUACGUGUUAAAACAGUAGUGGUAACUAAAAACUCCUCAAUUAGUGUUCUGGAUAAAGUUUGCAAAAGUGACAAUUUUUUACCAAACUAUAUUCACAAGGGAAUUCUUCUCUCCAAACACCUGCAGUUCAGAACAUUUGAUAUUGAAAGCGAGGCCUGCAUUUAUGUAACAAAUAAUGUCGCAAAGUAUUUCUCCAACAAAAAAGGAUUGGAUGAAUUAAUGAAUCAGAUUAAAUCUGAUACACGCUGCUCUAAUAUACAGAUUAAAGCCUUACGUGCAGCAAACAAUGGCUUUCGCAAUGAAAUGGACCGUCUUAAUGAUCUCUAUAAAGUUCGUAAUGAAACUAUGAUGAUUAGAGCAAUGAAGAGAUCAAUUUUAAAUGAGCAGAAUAUUCCUAUCAAGAAACAAGAUAAUCCUUUUUCAAUUCCAAGUUCAGAGCUAUCCAGAGAAGCACUUCCAAAGUUCUGGUGA
This is a messenger RNA of Trichomonas vaginalis G3, 546 nucleotides long. RefSeq lists its product as uncharacterized. The transcript has a single exon. The coding region runs from base 1 to 546 and encodes 181 amino acids. The record is from RefSeq and is a predicted model, not a curated record. Lineage: Eukaryota; Parabasalia; Trichomonadida; Trichomonadidae.